AUGAAUAAUGCCAUCUGUCAAGGGCUGCGAUCACCAGUACGGAGGCUGGCUGGUCUAAGAAGUAAACUGAUAUCAACAUCUGUUGUCCACAAUGAGACCAUUCUAGUCAAGAAUUACGAUGAUUUCGUAAAUAAGGUGAUGAAUAACGACAAGCCUGUGAUAGUGAACUUCCACGCGGAGUGGUGUGAGCCUUGUAAGAUUCUCACACCGAAGCUCAAGGAGUUGGUUGAACCGUUCACUUCACUAGAUCUCGCGAUAGUUGAUGUUGAAGACAACGCCGAGCUAGUUCACACCUUUGAGGUGAAAGCGGUGCCGGCGGUAAUUGCAAUCAGGAAUGGUCUCAUAGUGGAUAAAUUCAUCGGCCUUGUAGACACAGACAUGAUCAACAGUCUUAUAGAACGGAUGGCGGGAAAACGGAAUGAUGGCGCGGAAAAAUGA
Molecule: messenger RNA, 438 nt
Organism: Danaus chrysippus (African queen)
Lineage: Eukaryota; Metazoa; Arthropoda; Insecta; Lepidoptera; Nymphalidae
Source: the annotation of a GenBank genome assembly